AGUCAAAUGAAUAGAAAGUGACAUGUGGGGAGCAGGAAGGGCAGGACUGGGAUGACUCUCCCCUGGUGCUCUGACACUUUGAGCUGCACCCCCAAGACAGUGUUUGGAUUCAAACCAGAGCCAGCAUGACCAGUAACAGUAACUUGUGACUUCACAGUCAGCCACAGAAUUCUGCCAUCAUGGUUCCCCUUGGAAACCUGCGAAGAUUCUGCAGUAGGCUCACUUGGCAGCGUUUUAGAUUAGCUGAAGCAUCUUCAAUAAAUUGGCUGUCUUCGGCUGCCAGUUUAUUAGUAGCUUAGUUGUCAAGAUGGGUGGCUGUUGGUCAUGUGUGGCCUGCAGGUCUCACCCAGAGGCAGAACCAAAGGAUGAAGAUGAAGAGGGGGCACUGACAGGUCAUCCCAGAAACCCAACCCAUGCUGCACCAUUUUCUGGGGGACUCCCCAAUGUUUGGGGGGACACUCUGGAGAAAGAGCUCACUGAAGAACUCUGCGUGCCAGAACCUCUUCCAGCACCUCACAUGACCAAUAACAUCCUGGUGGAAGAUCUCACUGAGGAACCCUCCGUGCCAGAAGUUUGGUUGCAGCGGUGGGAAAGGGAAGAUGUUCCUGCAGACCCUGCUGCACUUCUCCAGCCGUCUGGGUCUGAGUCAUCAUUGUCCUCUGCCUCCCUGGAGGUUGCCUCCAUCCCACCCUCUACCUCCACCUCUUCCCUCCUCCUGCAUCCCUCUCCACCUCCUCCUCCUUCCCCACCUCCUCUGGAGCCGGACCUCAGCAACGUAAAUGAAACUCUGCAGAGUUUGGUAGAGAUCCAGGUCCGCUGCCAAAGAGACCUCCGCAGCUGCCAGGAAUGUGUACAAAGCUUCAAGGCACUGAGGGGACAACUGAGGCAGCUAAGGAGCAGACUGGCCAGGGUGGAAGCCACUAUGGGGAUCGUGGUUCCUCCAAGGGAGCUGGACGUUGCUGAGGAAGAAGGGGAAGGCAAAUUAAAAGAGACAACUGUGCUACUAUUUACAUGAGUAGCAAUAAAAUGCUAUGUAUAUAUAUUUAAAAUAUUAAAUAUUUGUUUUAAUACGAUGUAGAACAGCAAUAAAACUUGCAUAUUUAUUGUUUAAAAAAUAAAAUGUUUUAUUUUAA
Molecule: messenger RNA, 1133 nt
Organism: Hemicordylus capensis (graceful crag lizard)
Lineage: Eukaryota; Metazoa; Chordata; Lepidosauria; Squamata; Cordylidae
Product: forkhead box protein C1-like
Exons: 6
Coding region: 308-1015 (235 amino acids)
Source: RefSeq, a predicted model, not a curated record